Molecule: messenger RNA, 2191 nt
Organism: Dicrocoelium dendriticum
Lineage: Eukaryota; Metazoa; Platyhelminthes; Trematoda; Plagiorchiida; Dicrocoeliidae
Source: the annotation of a GenBank genome assembly
UGCAGCUAAUCUUUUACCCAUCGGCAUGCCCGCCGUCGAUCUCUCGGAUGACCUUUUGAAGUUCUACUAUAAAAGAUUGUUUCCAUGUGACCUAUUUUUCAAAUGGCUCACUUAUGGAAACAACGACCUUUCUAGGCGCGAAUUUAGCUUCACCUUGGCCGGCGAUGUUUAUCUCCGAUACCAAAGCUUUGAGUCGGCAAUCGAUCUACGGAAGGAAUUGGUGAAUUUGUGCCCUCACAAAAUAGAUAUUGGAGCAGUCUACUCAGUGGCUCCAAAGAAGAACCGGUCUAUUCUCCCCUCAUCUUUUAAACCAGAGUGGAAGGAACUUGUCUUCGACAUUGAUUUGACGGACUACGAUGACGUUCGCUAUUGUUGUGGAGAACAGAGCGGUGGCUCAGAAACCAGUGUUUGCGAUCGAUGCUGGCAGUUGGCGCAGUCCGCUGUGCUUUGUGUAGAUCGGGCAUUGCGGGAGGAUCUUGGAUUCGAGCAUUUACUGUGGGUUUAUUCCGGUCGCCGGGGUGUUCACUGCUGGGUGUGCGAUACCAGCGCACGAAAGCUAGACCCAUCCAACCGCAGCGCCAUCGUUGAUUACUUAACCCUCGUUCGGAGUGGUGCAUCACGCAAGCCUUUUCUCACUGCCGGUGGAAUCGGGCGACAUGAUUACAAAAACUCCGGCACGCUAGAAUCCACGUUCCACCCGUGUGUGGAUGCUGCGUGUGAUCUCCUGCUCCCUAGAUUCAGCGCAUACUGCAGUACCAAAUCUGGCCAGGAUCUGCUCGGAGUGCCGACGCGUUUGCAAAAAGUUUUGGACUGUCUACCCGACGACUUAGCAGACGUUCGUGAUCGCUUGUCUGAGGACUGGCUUAACCACCCAUCUACCAGCGGUGAUGAGGUAUCUGUCCGUCGUUGGAACACGCUACGCACCUUCCUGAAAGAACGGGGUAGAAGUAACGUCAUUAAAGAGCUCGUACUACAGUACACCUAUCCGCGACUGGAUGCCAAUGUUUCUACUGGUCUCAACCACUUGCUCAAAAGUCCCUUUUGUAUACAUCCGAAAACCGGCCAUAUCUGCGUUCCGUUUGAUGCUGCUCAUGUGGACUCACUGACGCCCAACAAUAUCCCUACUCUGAGUCGACUUGUGGAGCAGCUUGGCGAUCGAUCUGCUGACGAUACAUCCGUCUUGAAUGAGUCAUCUACUGAGCGACACCUUUUGGCUUACAAAAAGACUGAUCUGAAACCCUACAUCGAAUAUUUUGAAUCUUUCAUACAACGCCUAUGUCCAGUCCAAUCGGAACAAGAAAAUUCUUCAAAUGCAACUUUACGAACCUCACAGAAAUAUCAGAAUCCUCCAGAUAUUCCUUUACAUCAGGUUGCCCUUCAAACCAUGAUGCGUGUGCUGCUCUCCACUUUUUCUCGCUGGACCUUGAACCGCUACGUUUGUUCGAUUCUUCUGUUGGUCCCGUUCGAUGUUUUACGUCUAGUCCGAUGGAAACAUUCGACCAUCCUCAUGGCUGAAGGGCAGCUGAGUCUCUGGGCUGAUCAACACUUGAUCAUGCGCAUCGUUGAAUCAAUGCCUUUAGGUAAAAAUUCUCCAGAGAGUCUACGGUGUCCUCGAUUGCGCCCAGACAUACAAAAGAACAUACCGGACCAACUUUUUCUAUUCUUCAACGGCCUUUUGUUAACAGAGGUAUUGGAUAAAAUCUCCUUCAGCGUGCACCGACCAAUACCACCUACAAUAGAUGUGUUACAGGCUAAAUGGAAGGCUGGAUUCGAACGACUCACCUACAACAUCGAGUUGUUGUCUUUGAAUCAGACUCUGCUACACAAACCAUUGCUGAACAUUGCCACAUCAGGAUACGUGCCUGCGUCGGAAUCUGACGUGCGGAUCACUUUACCUUGCACCGGCAAAGCCACGGGGAUCGCUCCGUUUCGCGUUCAACUGGAUAUUCAGCGAGAAUUCGAAGGCCUACGAAAAAUUCCGAGAAUAUCAUUCGUAGUUUACAAGUACUGUCUAAGUGAAGCCAAACAAACUCAAUUCCUUAUCAAAUGCGAGUGUCGCGUCCGCUGCCCCCGCCGGCGUGGCCAGGGACUCCAUGGGCACCGCAAGAUGUGUAUACGGAACUGUCGUCGAGAGUUCGGACAGACCGGUGGACCAAAUGCGACAGUGUACGCACGAAGAAUGCAAGAGUAG